Messenger RNA from Daldinia childiae, 1401 nucleotides. RefSeq names its product Arginine biosynthesis bifunctional protein ArgJ, mitochondrial. Gene Ontology annotation, cellular component: mitochondrial matrix. The transcript has 3 exons. NCBI's taxonomy places the organism in Eukaryota, Fungi, Ascomycota, Sordariomycetes, Xylariales, Hypoxylaceae. Bases 1 to 1401 code for a protein of 466 amino acids. The record is from RefSeq and is a predicted model, not a curated record. Gene Ontology annotation, molecular function: L-glutamate N-acetyltransferase activity, acting on acetyl-L-ornithine as donor; L-glutamate N-acetyltransferase activity, acting on acetyl-CoA as donor. Gene Ontology annotation, biological process: L-ornithine biosynthetic process; L-arginine biosynthetic process.
AUGGCUCUUCAAAGUUCGUUGUGUCGGGUUUCUAGCCAAUUGCGUCAAUUAACCACCAAAGUCCCGGGUGCUCGUUUCUACUCGGCUCCUGUCAGUGGAAGCAUUCCUGCUGCAAAGAGAAAAUAUGUUCCAACUAGCGGUACUUAUCCGCAAGGAUUCAAGGUUUCGGGAACGAUAGUUGGUGUUAAGCCAAAAAAUACAACCAAACCUGACCUUGCUUUCAUCACCUCGAGCACACCAUGUGCUGCAGCGGCCGUCUUCACCAAGAAUAAGUUCCAAGCUGCACCGGUAACUUUCAGUCGGUCGCUGCUUCAGGAGCAGAAAAAUUCUGGGAUUAGAGGUGUUAUUAUCAAUUCGGGAUGUGCAAAUGCUGUAACUGGAAAGGGUGGCCUUGAAGAUGCUGAAAAGAUGGCGAGAGAGGCCGAUAAGGCACAGGGAGCUGACAAGGCAACAAUCGUGAUGAGUACUGGCGUGAUUGGCCAAAGGUUACCGAUUCAGAAAAUCUUGGACGGGAUUCCCAAAGCCUACGAAGGGCUUGGGGAUACCCAUAAACACUGGCUGACAUAUGCCACAGCUAUCUGUACAACAGAUACAUUCCCUAAAUUGAUCUCGAAAACUUUCAGUCUACCGUCUUCGCCAUCAAUAGAGUAUCGUAUUGCCGGAACGACUAAAGGCGCUGGGAUGAUUCACCCAAACAUGGCAACGCUCUUAGGUGUCAUCGCUACUGAUGCCCCUAUUUCACCCUCUAUCAUCCCGCCCGUUCUUAAGUAUGCUGUAGAUCGGUCUUUUAACAGUAUCACAAUUGACGGAGACACAUCCACCAAUGACACGGUUGCUUUACUGGCAAACGGUGCUGCAGGAGGUCAGGGGGUAACUACGGAAGAUUCGGCCGAUUUUGUCGCAUUCCGGGAUGUUGUUACUGACUUCGCGACUGACUUGGCCAAGCUCGUCGUGCGGGAUGGUGAAGGUGCUACCAAAUUCGUUACCAUCCGAGUAACCGAGUCUUCAAGCGAAGAAGGUGCCCGAAAGAUCGCCAGCACCAUCGCACGAUCACCUCUUGUCAAGACAGCGCUCUACGGCAAAGACGCUAAUUGGGGCCGAAUCCUUUGCGCUACUGGCUACUCACUAAUCAGCGAGCCUGGACACGCCGUCAAUGACGUGGCAGAAAUAAUACCCGAGAAGACUAAUGUGUCUUUCGUCCCCACGGACGGGAGCCCGGAGUUGAAGCUCCUCGUCAACGGUGAGCCGGAAAUUGUCGAUGAGACCCGGGCGGCGGAGAUUCUCGAGUUUGAAGACCUCGAGAUCCUUGUGAGAUUGGGAACCGGUAAGAAGGAGGCUACUUACUGGACCUGCGAUUAUAGUCAUGAGUACAUCACUAUCAAUGGGGAUUACCGUACCUAA